Caenorhabditis briggsae is the source of this 1848-nucleotide messenger RNA. It is a transcript of the gene Cbr-mop-25.1, whose product is annotated as Protein CBR-MOP-25.1. Gene Ontology annotation, biological process: intracellular signal transduction. The record is from RefSeq and is a predicted model, not a curated record. Bases 1 to 1848 code for a protein of 615 amino acids. The transcript is spliced from 7 exons. Lineage: Eukaryota; Metazoa; Nematoda; Chromadorea; Rhabditida; Rhabditidae. Gene Ontology annotation, molecular function: protein serine/threonine kinase activator activity.
AUGGAUAAGAAACCACUGCCAACGUUACCAGAAGAGCCACCAGAGAAGACAAUGUCUCCUAAGAAAGUUUUCGCCCCAUCGGAAAGAAAUCGUCAACCAUCUGCCAAUUCUGUCACAAACGGCGUCAAAGUUGUUUUUUCUACUCCAAAACCGAUCAAAAAAGAGAGUUAUGUCCGGACAAAUAGUUCUUACUCGUCUUCGAAUCAAUUGGAACUUGGCUAUGAUAGCAACGAACCUUGCAGUUCGGCUCAGGCAGAGGCUCGCUGCCGACAAAACUCUGACACCGGGUAUUCAUCAGUGAGCCCACGUCCGACUAUUUUUUCGAAAUUUCCACCAGUGGCAACUGCACAAAAUGACAGUGAAGAAGAAACGAAAAUAGAGGAAGCCCGAAUUGCUGAACUGAAGAAAAAAGGUUCUCCGAAAACUUUGGUGGAUAUGUUCAAAAUGGAGGCGAAACUUAUUCCGAUGAAAAAAGGAGAAGAUACCAAAUCCGAGAAGGACUCCAAACAAAAGAAGGUGAAAGUGGUCCGUCCGGAAAACAUGCCAGUGACAGCGCCAAAUUUUUUCGCAGGACAGGAAUAUGGAUAUUAUCUGACGGAGAUGGUCAAUCGUGGAACCGAGACACUUUUGAUGAUUUACGAAAGAGACCCAGAAAAGUUCUUCAAACGCUUUGAUCGCAAGUGGUACCAGAGAGUCAUGCCGCUGUUAUUCGGCAAGAGCCACAAGACGCCAGCGGAAAUUGUCAAAAACUUGAGAGAAGUUCUCAUUAUUCUAGAUAAACUUCCACCACCGAAAUUGGACAAAGACGGUAACGUCGUAAGUGACAAGAAAUACGACAAAUCAGUGGAGGAAGUUGCUAAAAAUGUUGCUCUGAUCAAAAAUUUGAUCUAUGGAAACGAAGGAUCAAAUUCGGAAACGGACCAUGUCGUCCAAGUUGCUCAACUCGCCCAAGAGAUCUACAAUGCCAAUAUUCUUCCAAUGGUAGUCAAGAUGCUCCCCAAAUUUGAAUUCGAGUGUAAGAAGGAUGUCGGUCAAAUUUUCAACAACCUGCUCCGUCGCCAAAUUGGAACUCGAUCCCCAACAGUCGAGUAUCUUGGAGCACGACCGGAAAUUCUAGUUCAACUUGUUCAAGGAUACACGAAUUCGGAUAUUGCACUCACUUGUGGACUCAUGCUUCGAGAGAGUAUUCGUCACGACCAUCUUGCAAAAAUGAUCCUCUACUCCGACGUCUUCUACACAUUUUUCCAUUAUGUACAGAGUGAGGUCUUCGAUAUUGCGUCCGAUGCUUUUGCGACGUUCAAAGAACUAACGACUAGACAUAAAACACUUUGUGCGGAGUUUCUCGAAACCCACUACGACACAUUUUUCGCUCAAUACCAAAACCUUCUCAACUCCAAGAACUAUGUCACUCGUCGCCAAUCUUUGAAACUUCUUGGAGAGCUCCUCCUCGACCGUCACAACUUCAACAUCAUGCAUAAAUACAUCUCGAAUCCGGAAAACAUGAGAGUUUUGAUGGAGCUGUUGAGAGACAAGAGUCGCAACAUCCAAUACGAAGCUUUCCACGUCUUCAAGGUUUUCGUUGCGAACCCUAAUAAAUCGAAGCCAAUCUGUGACAUUCUUCUCCGCAAUCGCGAGAAACUGGUCGAAUUCUUGGGCGAAUUCCACAACGACCGUACCGAUGACGAACAGUUCAAUGAUGAGAAGGCCUACCUGAUAAAGCAGAUUCAAGAAAUGAAGGGGUCUCCAAAGGAAGCCAAAAAGCAUAAGACGAAGGAGGACGAGUUGAUUACCAGUGUCGAGGCUGUCACUCUUGCUGACCCGACACCAUCCACUUCGUCGCAGCAAUAG